AUGAAUGUUGACGAAGACACCAAGCCCAAUGUGAUGGCAUUGGAAAUGAGUGCGAACGUGAGCGUCAGGAGUGACUCUCUCAACGCCUACGACCCUGUGCCGCAGUCGCAGGGUGAGUCGAGGCCCCCAAUCAAGCGCAGGGCCCCAAUCGCCUGCCGAAGAUGUCGACGGAUGAGGAGCAAAUGCAUUCAUGACAAAGCACAGCCGCCAUGCAAAUCUUGCGCUGAGGCAGGCCUGCAAGCGAGUGACUGUGUUUUCCCCCAGCGUGGCCAGCCGGACCUCGAUCGCGAGUAUCGCCACCCACGCUUGAGGGCCGAAAAGACAGCCAAGCGAGAAGCCGACAAGGCACGACGCAGUGCCUCCGAGUCCAUCCCCCGGGGCCCAGGAGCACCGGCACUCCGGAAACCUGCGGACGAGUGGGAGCAUCUUCCACCGCUCUCCGAGGUUGUUGAUGCCGUCUACGUUUUCACGCGCAAGUAUUUUCAACUUGGCUUUAUUCCGAAGGUGCUGUUUCCUCAGCAGCUGCAGCGCGACCACCGUUCCGUCAGUGUCUUCCUUGUGCUCGGCAUCCUCAGCAUCUCAGCGCGCUUCUCUCCGGCCCUGAUCGAGAGGUUCGAAGGAGAAAUGAAAGCAGUCGACUUCUUCAUGGAAAGGGCCAGCAAUCUUGCGCUGAACGAACUGUACCAAGAACCGACGCUGGAACGAUGUCAGGCGUUCUAUUUGCUCAGUCUAGCCCAGCAGGGUAGCGGUUGGAGGAACAGGAGCUACAUAAACAUUGGCAUUGCUACGAGGAUGGCUGUUUUGAUGCAUUUACACCGAGAAGAGUUCUACAAGAUGAAGAAUCCCACGAAAGAAAUGAUCAUUAGAGCCGAAUCUGCACGGAGAACCUUGUGGAUGCUGCACAGCCAGGAUAACCUCCACUGCGGCGCUCUCUCUCCUGUUUCGCUCGCCGCCAAUGAUAUUACCGCCCUGCUCCCCAGUAACGAAGACGACUUUGCCAACGGCCGCGAGCCCUUCUCACGGGCGGCGCUUGAGGAUACACCGCCAGCUCGCGAUAACCCGGCUUUGAUCCAUCAGCCGUCACGAUCUCUUUUCGCCAGCCUAAUACAGGCGCACUAUUACUGGGGUAAAGUGGCGCGUCGCGCAAUGGCAACCAUGAAGAGCGCAAACCCUUGGGAUCCGACGAGCGAAUAUGCGAUUAUGGCUAAACAACUCAUGCACUGGGAGCAACAGCUUCCCGCAGACCAUCGCUGGAGCAUGGUGUUAUUAAAGGGACACAAGACAGUUGGCGAGGAUUUGGCCUACUUGGGGGUGACGAUGAUCACGAAGCUCUGCAAUAUCGUUCUGAGGAGGGCAUACUUGGACAAUAUCAUCAAGACGGACGAUAAGGACCCCCAGCGCCGAGCAUUCUUCUCGCAUAUGUCGGAUGACCUCUUCCGUAACGUGCGGGACCUAUACGAGCAAGUCGAUGCGCAAUUCAGUGUAAGAUCGUCAGAAGAGGGCGUUGGCGCUCAGAUGGCUUCGUUUUGUGUCUACAGCUGUGGUCUCUUCUCGACGUAUCUGGUCAAGUACAAGAACAUCUGUUCCGAUAAGUCGAUUGUGGCACAAGCUCCUAAUAUGCUUCAACGAUGCAUGUCUAUUCUCAUCGAAUCCAAGCAGACAUGGCCGCUGGCAUCCCGAUGGCUCGAGUCUCUGGAGCGCUUUUCGCGGGAUCCCAAGGCUACUGCAUACAGCCUGGAGGGCAGCAUGGCAGAUGGCAACGAUCGCACCCUGCGUCCGUUGCAUCCCUCUCCCUCAGCCUUUGGCAAACAACGCACCGAAGCGCCGAAAUUCCAGAUGCCCGGCCCUCCGCCGACACCGCUCAACGAGAAGAAGCCACCUCCUAUCCGUCACGGAAGCACCAGCAGUAACACUUCCAACAUCCUUCCUCCCCCGAGCCCUUCUCCCAACUUCCAGCAGCAACAGCAGCAGCAACACAACGCGCCGUUGCCGCUUCCACCUCUGAACACGCCCCAGCAGUCUCACGUUCAUCAGCAACACCAACCCUCUACACAUCACCAGCAGCAGCAGCAGCAACAUCAGCAUCAGCACCAUCAAAUGCAGCAGCUCCAGCACCAACAACAGCAGCAGCACCACCUAUCACAUCUACCCCAACCUCACCAUCAGCCACAGGCGCAAAUGCAGCACAUACCUCCCGAGCUGCAGCAGCACUUUUCUCCAGCAAUGUACGCCCAGGCUCCACCGCCAUACAGCCCGAACAAUGGCAUGGGCAUGCUUGUCCAGGCGGCUGCCUUCGACACAAGCCCCGUGGGAGGACCAUCACCAGGGACCCCAUACGAUGCGGUCACCGCAGCCACCGUUGCCGCCUUCUACUCGUCUCCUGAAUCUGUCAAUAUCACUUUGGGCCCCGGCACCGACGGCUUCGAGUGUGAGCUGCAAAGCUGGUUCGAUGGAACGGCUCCCGUACAGGCAACUAGCUGGAUUGGCAACGGCGCGGCGGGUCUGGGCUGGUUCGGACCAAACUAA
Messenger RNA from Colletotrichum truncatum, 2526 nucleotides. NCBI's taxonomy places the organism in Eukaryota, Fungi, Ascomycota, Sordariomycetes, Glomerellales, Glomerellaceae. The record is from RefSeq and is a predicted model, not a curated record.